Molecule: messenger RNA, 6081 nt
Organism: Syngnathus typhle (broad-nosed pipefish)
Lineage: Eukaryota; Metazoa; Chordata; Actinopteri; Syngnathiformes; Syngnathidae
Gene: tnfaip3
Product: tumor necrosis factor, alpha-induced protein 3
Exons: 9
Coding region: 367-2826 (819 amino acids)
Biological process (GO): protein deubiquitination involved in ubiquitin-dependent protein catabolic process; cell migration; positive regulation of Wnt signaling pathway
Cellular component (GO): cytoplasm; nucleus
Molecular function (GO): K63-linked polyubiquitin modification-dependent protein binding; cysteine-type deubiquitinase activity; DNA binding
Source: RefSeq, a predicted model, not a curated record
ACUUCACUUGAGUGAGGGAGGGAAGUAAAAUGGGUGAACGGAAAGUCCCUGUGUGGAAAUCCCCUUGACUAGGGCUUUUUAUCCCCCACACUCUUGCUAUCUCUUCUUUCAUGGUUUAAACGCUAUCGUCGGCGUCCACGCGUGUACUCGUGAACGCGGGGACUCGUCAAAGUGCGAGCUCCCCCACUCACCUCUCCCCUCCCCCCCAAAAAAAAUCGCCGCGCCGAGAGGAGAAGCUCGAAUGGCGCCGAGCGAGAGGAUGAGGCUGCCGAGCAUCCGGCGGCCUUUGUUGUAGCACCAGCCCUCCGGCGCACGUCGGACAGUUUCCGCCUUCUACCCCCUCGCCCGAUCCCGUUCCUCGCCAUCAUGUCGCAGGGCCAGAACUUCCUCCCCAAGUUCCUUUUUGUGUCCAACCUGCUGAAGGCAGUGAAGAUCCGCCAGCGGGUGCCCAACGACGUGUUGAAGCCAGCAGCCAGCGGUGGUCUCAUGCACCACCUGCGUGGCAUGCACCGCUACACGCUGGAGAUGAUCGCCAUGAACCACUUCCCACAGGCCUUCCGCGAAGUGGUGCAGGCCGCCAUCUUGGACCGGGUCAUGCAGGUCUCACUGGAGCAGGAGAAGAAGCUCAACUGGUGCCGGGAAGUUAAGAAGAUGGUUCCCCUGCGCACCAACGGAGAUGGCAAUUGCUUGCUGCACGCUGCCUCCCAGUACAUGCUGGGUGUCCAGGACACAGACCUGGUUCUCCGCAAAGCCCUCCACGGAGUUUUGAAAGAGACGGACACUGGCGUCUUUCGGGCGCGCUUCCAGGCCGAGCUUCUGCACUCUCAGGAGUUCACUCAGACGGGCCUCCGGUACACCACCACGAACUGGGAGGACGAGUGGGAGAAGAUCGUAAAGAUGGCGUCCCCGGUCUCCAGUAGCAACGGCCUCCAGUUUGACUCACUGGAGGACAUCCAUAUCUUCGUCCUGUCCAACAUCCUCCGCAGGCCCAUCAUUGUUAUCGCAGACCAGGUGCUGAGGAGCAUGAAAUCGGGGUCGUCCAUUUCGCCCCUCAACGUGGGCGGGAUUUAUCUCCCGCUGCACUGGCCCCCGGCCGAGUGCUACAAAUACCCCAUCGUGCUGGGCUAUGACUCGCAGCACUUUGCACCCCUCAUCACCAUUAAAGACAGCGGUCCUGAAAUCCGAGCCGUGCCACUGAUCAAUCCCGGCCGAGGAGGCUUUGAGGAGCUGAAGGUGCACUUCCUGAUGGAGAAGGAGCAGCAAGUAAAGGAGAGCCUCCUCAAAGACUACUUGCUGCUCAUCGAGAUCCCCGUCAUCGGCUUGGGAUACGACACCACGCGCAUCAUCAACGCAGCACGGUUGGAUGAGGGCAACUUGCCGGAGGACAUGAACCUGAUGGAGGACUACCUCCAGCUGGUCAACCACGAGUACCAGCGCUGGCAGGAGGACAAGGAACAGGCGUGGGCGGCCCAGCCUCAGCGCCCGCCGCCCUUCUCAGUCUCACAGCUCUCGCUCAUCGAGAUCCGCUGUGCCACGCCACGCUGCACCUUCUACGUGUCGGUGGACACGCAGCCGCACUGCCACGAGUGCUUUGAGAAACGCCAGGCCACCACCACCACCGCCGCCUCCACCGGAACCAGGAUAGAAGGCCUGGUGCACACCAAGGGCGGCGGCAGCAGCGGCGGCGGCUCGGACAGCAGCGAGGGCAGCUCCAGAGGGGGCCGAAGCAGCAGCCCACCGUCCUCCUCGUCUAGCCGGGUGGUGCUGCUGUCCAGCCCACGCUCGGCCCCUCCGCCCACCGCGCCCAGCCUCAGCCUGUACAGCGAAACACACGCCAUGAAGUGCAAAAGCCCCGGCUGUCUCUUCACCCUCAGCGUGGAGCACGCCGGACUGUGCGAGCGCUGCUUCAACUCCAGGCAGUACCAGGCGCCGCCUGGGGCCGGAACUGGACCGGACGCCGUUGCCCCUCACGCGCCCCAGGCUCCCGGCUGGAACCAGUGGGGGCCCCCCCGCGAGGCGGAGACGGAGCGCUGCGGCAUGUGCAGACAGGAAGCCUUUCGGAUAUUCAACGGGCUGUGUCCACCCUGCAUGCAGAGGCAGCAGGCUCCGGAAGCGGGCGAUCCGCAGCCCGGCAAGCCCGGGACCGAGGCCUCGUCUUCGGCCUGGAGCCAGCCGAAGGAGCGGCCGUGCCUCACCCUGACGCCGGGCCACGCCUCCGCCUGGCAAGUCCCGCUCGCCCGGCCCUGUAAACGGUCCGGUUGCCAAUUCUUUGGGACGCCGGAGAAGUUGGGCUUCUGCACUAUUUGCUACGUAGACUAUCAGACCAACCACCACCUGACACCUCCUCCCCCAGCCCCGACACAGGGCCGGCACGGCGCGGAGACCGGCUUCCAGAAUGCGGCCCGCUGUCGCGGACCGGGCUGCGGCGCGCUGGGCAAGGCCAUGCUGGAGGGCUACUGCGACAAAUGCUACGUCAAAGAGCAAAGCGCACGGCUCAACCAGGUGGCACAUCGUACGCCGCACUCCCCUCCCCCUGUCGUGCGCGAGCGAACCACCAAACCCCGCUCCACGCAGCAGUCGCAGACUCAGACGCAGACGCAGUGCCGGCGGAGCGGCUGCAGCAACGUGUCUCCCGGCUGCACGGACCUUUGCCCCGAGUGUCACACACGGGGGGGCCAGGCUCGGGACGCGGGUCGCCGGGCGCAGGCGCCCAAGGAGAAGUCCAAGCAGCGGUGCCGGACGCAAGGCUGCGACCACUACGCCAACCAGGAGAAACAGGGCUACUGCAACGAGUGCGACCACUUCAAACAGAUCUACCGCGGAUGAACCCCAGCGACACUCUCCUACUAACCAACCAACCAACCAACCAACUAACUAGCAAGUGACUAACUAGUAACCUUAUGGCCUGAAAAUCAUCACCCUGCCCUGUAACGCCCUUUCCUCUCCCGUGUAGAAUGUGAAGAGUAAGUGCGAGUGUGCACGUGGGGGGAUAAGCAAACGUGCGUGCGUGCGUGCGUGCGUGCGUGUGUGCGCGCGCGUGUGAGUGCGUGCUUGCGCGCGCACAGUAGACAUGGCCUCCACAAUACCUCUUUGUGCAAUUAUGACCAUCCGACGAGCUGCGGCCGCACGUGUACAAAAUGUAUUUCGAGGUACCUGCCCACUCGUGCCGGACGCAAUGAUUGUACGUCAACCGGAAGCAUCCGACUUUCUCUUUUUUUUUUUUGGAUUCGACCGGUGAUUCCCAAGAUUCCCAGAGAGAUGAAUGCGCCAAGAUAUUUGUAGUAAACCAAAUUCUGUGAAAUUGGAUGAAAGCCAAAUGUCUUGUGGUGGCGCAGUAGUUGGGAAUCACCGGUCUAGAUCACAGCCAAGGAUUUCGAGCCCUCGUCUCUCUGGAUGCAUUUGUGCUUGUUCGUCUAGCUUCGUGUUUGUUCUCCAGGGUAUGAGCGUGAGAGUUGUGACUGAUCAAAAAGUUCCCCACCUACCUUGAUCCAAAUCAUUCAAUGUUCUUGCCAAAAAAAAAACACAAAAGAAAAGAAGAGAAGCUCUUACAAUCAAUAUGUAUGAUGUGAUCACAUCUUCCACAAGUUAUUUGAGGGAAAUCCACCUUUGUAGAUGUAACUGCCGCUUUUGCUAAACAAUUUCAUGGCUGUCCAAACGUACAUGGGAAUUUUCUUAGAAAAGUAUAUUUUCCAGCGAUUGAGGUUUUAAAAAUGCACUUUUUUAAGGAAACGCUGACCAGGGUAGAGACUUGCCCAAAAGUGGCUUGUCUUCUUUGUAUGAUGUCACAUUUCAGAGACCGGCAACUACAUCUAACUUGAUUUACAUCUUUCGAUUCAUCCUUGAUUUUCUUUUUGAAUGCUUUAAAUUUGUCUCCCAGCUCAGUUUCUCAGAUCCUCAUCUCAAUUCAGCUCAUUGCUUCAAGACGCAGUCGUCUUUAUUUGUGGUAUUUGUUUGGUAAUCAGGAUACGAACAGUUUUUCUUGGACUGUUCUACGGAAUGAUAAAGAAUAAUAGCAAAUUUCUUUAAGAUCAAAUUUUCCCUCACAUUACAACUUUCACUUUUUUUUUUUUUUUUUUUAUGUUUCUCGACUCCAAUACUUUGCCCUUUCUUCCCUCAUCUCACAAUGGAUUCAACUUUCUUUUAUGUUGUGCCGUGCCAUCUACGGUACUUUCCCCUCUAUCAAGUUUCAUGCUGACAGAGAUUUAACCCAAAUCCCUUAGCGUAAAUAUACUUUUUUUGUGAUCUCCAUGUACGUGUGGACUAAAGUCUCUGUUUGCUAUCCAAGAGUGCAAGAUAGACAGGGCGGGCCCCUGCUGGUUGUAGUGCUACACGCACAGAAAGCGUCUCCAUUGUUGCCAGUGGAGACGCCGUUCAGCAUUUACGUUCUUUUACCUUUUGCAAGCCCCAUUUAGAACAGAUCAGUUGCCUUGGAUAUUGUUUUUUUGCCUGUUUACGGACCACUGGAGCACCUGUACGCAGACCAUAUGCACACACACAUGCGCACACGCAAACACAUCGUUUGAUUGCCUACUUGGUCCGACACAAUGUAUCUGAAUGUGUUUGUGCUGCUGCUGUAACGGCACAGUAUUGUAUUGGGGCUCAUCCUCCACAAGUUUUGCCUUUAAGAUGGACCACAGGAGCCUGAUGCCAGCAUCAGCGCUCCCCAUUAUUAUUAUUAUUAUUAUUAUUAUUAUAUCAACCCUCCUGUGAGUGUCAUGUCAUGGGUCAUUUAAGCAAAGCACUAAAAAUGGAUUUUAAUUGUUCAUUUUUUUCCAAAACAAAUCUGCUGCUGCACCAGAAAAAUAAAGUUCUGUAUCAUGUUAAAAUUUUUGCUUUACAAGGUCAUUAGUUUUUUUAUUCUUCUUACUUUUUUAAAUGGUUACUCAUGCCCAUGUUGAGCCUGGAAGAAACGAGCUUGCCCGAGUCUCGCACCAAACAGGAGGGUUGAAAUGCAUUUGUGAAUAUGGAUCUGGGUCCAUGCUGUUGGACCUUCCGACUUGAUGCCUCAUCUUUAAAACACACAUACACACAAUCCAAACACACGUGUGCGUCUCAAAACUGACAUUCCUCUUUUAUUUUUUAUGAGGGGAUUUUUUUUUCUUACUUCCAGAUGUAUUUUAAUACUCGCUUUGGUUUUCUUUUUUGGUGUUGUUUCUUUGCCAUAAUAAUGUACUUGUGCCAUCAAGCGCCAAACGGUUAUUGUUAUACCUCCUUAAAAAUGGCCGCCUCGGAUUAGCUAGACAUGGCAAGCGCUCUUUGUUUGAUACAGUGGAACGCCCCAACGUCAAACGCCUCAAAAGUCGAAUACUGCAAAUCUAAUUCGUUUUUUUAAAGAGAUUGGCUUACCUUCCUGUAAAUGUUUUAAAUAUUUGUAAAUGCUAAUGUGACUAAUACAUAGCCAAAGGUAUGAUGGCUAGGAAAGACCCCCCCCCCCCAAAGAGUGUGAAUAAAGAAUUGUUUUCUUCAUAAUUUGUUCAAAUGGCCCUAAAACUCUUGAAUUUGACUCCCCCUAGUAAAUGACAGUUACAUUCACAAUCAUUUACUAAGAUAGUGGAGGCGAGGAGGCAUAGUGGCUUAUUGUUUCUACUUUUGAGUUCAAAAAUGUUAAACAUUAACAUCUUCUAGAUUGUUUGAUUGCCACAAGAAUUAAUUUGCUUCACCUUAUUUUGAUGGGAGGAAAACAUUACUGGGCUACUUUGCGUUCGACUUUGAAGGUUGCAUUGUAUCGCUGAGUUGCACCGUACGGUAUGUUCUUCCGUGUGCGGGCCGAGUUUGCCUUCACGUUCAAGUGUAGUGUGCGUACACUAUAGAUCUCCGUGUGCUUUAAUGCCCUCCUCACCCACUUUGAUCCAACCAGUGUGUGAAAAAGGACUAACGCUUUGGGACGUGUAAUAAAGGUGUAACAAAUCAUGCAAGUUUUCUUUGUGGGACCUGUCCACAAUGGAGUACUGUAUGAAGAGUUUAAAAAAAGCUUCGUUUUAUUUGUUAAGUAUUUAUUCUUAUCAAGAUAUGUGUAUUGUGUGAUUCAACAAUUAUUUAUAUGUUGUCCUGAAAUGAAUUAUUUUUACUAAGAAAUCUGAA